Molecule: messenger RNA, 1478 nt
Organism: Tripterygium wilfordii
Lineage: Eukaryota; Viridiplantae; Streptophyta; Magnoliopsida; Celastrales; Celastraceae
Product: ABC transporter G family member 6-like
Exons: 1
Coding region: 38-1039 (333 amino acids)
Cellular component (GO): membrane
Molecular function (GO): ABC-type transporter activity
Source: RefSeq, a predicted model, not a curated record
CUGGACACUUAUUCUCAAAAGCAAAAUCACUUGCAGUAUGGUUACUGGUGGGGGGGAAAUAACACUAGCUAAAGGAAGACGCCCUGCUUUUUUUAUUUUGCUUGCCUAUUGUAGGAAACUUGCUUCACAGAACCCUAAACCUUGUUUUAUUUGCAAACUGGAAGCCUCAUCUGGUGGAACCAAAAGCCUUGUAGAGUUGAACAAAUCAUGGCAAAGCAAAAUGCACACAGACGACCCCGAACAAAACCGCCACGGAUUUUCCCUAAAAGAAGCCAUAACAGCUGGCACAAUCGCGAACCCUUUCUGGUAUGAAAUGGCAGUUCUAUCAAAAAGAUCAAUGAAAAACUUGCGUAGACAGCCAGAACUGUUUGGAAUUCGAUUAGGUGCAAGAAUGGCAGCAGGAUUCAUCUUAGCCACAUUGUAUUGGAGACUCGAUAAUUCAAUGAAAGGUGUGCAAGAAAAACUCGGAUUCUUCGCUUUUGCCAUUACCACAACCUUCUACUCUUGCGUAGACGCUAUCCCCAUCUUUCUCCAAGAGAGGCAUAUCUUCAUGAGAGAAACAGCUCACAACGGGUACCGUAGAUCCUCCUCAUACGUACUGGCCCACUCACUGGUCGCACUACCGUCAUUGAUUUUCCUCUCAUUGGGCUUUGCGGCCAUAACUUUCUGGGCCGUGGGCCUACACUGUGGACUGUCAGGUUUCUUGUUUUUCUUCCUGAUCAUAUUCGCCUCAUAUUGGGCCGGGAGCUCGUUUGUUACAUUCUUAUCAUGCGUGGUCCCGCACGUGAUGGUUGGAUACACUCUUGGUCUUGAGGUAAUAAUCUUGGCUUGUUUUUUUUUCCUCUCCAAUGAUUCUUUAUCAGUAGAGAAAAAAUCCCUCCAUUCUGGAUAUGGUUUCACUGAAUGUCCACUUUUAAGUACCCGUGCGAAGGAAUAUUACAAAAAGAAUUCGACGAACCCGUCCCCGUCGUCAGGUGUUUCGUCAGGGGUGUUGAGAUGUUCGAUAACACGCCCCUCGGAGCGGUGCCAGGUUCGAUGAAAGUGAAACUGUUGGAGACAUUGAGUAAGACACUGGGGAUGAGGAUUACGAGCUCGACUUGCUGGACAACAGGUCAGGACAUAUUGGCCCAACAAGGGGGUUACUCAGUUGAGCAAGUGGAAUUGCUUGAUAAUGACUAUGGCUUGGGGGUUAUUUGUUUAGGAUCCUGUGUUUACUUGUCUCUCUUGAUAGGCAGCAAGAACAAGAGAAGAUGAACAAAACAACAAAAGUAAAUAAAGAAGGGUAAAGGACCAGAGAUGAUGGAGCCGGGAGGCGGUGUUUUUUCCAUUAAGGUUGUGUUUGUUGGCUUUCCAUUUAUUUAUUUUUUGAAUUUGUUUAUUAUGUAAAAAGUGUGAUAUAAUGGAAUGAUAAUUGUCAUCCAGUUCAUAUAAAAUUAUUUCUCUUAAUAAAUUUUGAUGAGCACUAUAACUCUAAAUUC